AUUUUCUGUGUGCACGGGGGCCUCUCGCCGUCCAUCCAGACGCUGGACCAGAUCCGCACCAUCGACCGCAAGCAGGAGGUGCCACACGACGGCCCCAUGUGCGACCUGCUCUGGUCCGACCCCGAAGACACCACGGGCUGGGGCGUGUCGCCGCGCGGCGCCGGGUACCUGUUCGGCUCGGACGUGGUGGCGCAGUUCAACGCCGCCAACGAGGUCUCCAUGAUCUGCCGCGCCCACCAGCUCGUCAUGGAGGGCUACAAGUGGCACUUUGGGGAGACCGUGCUCACCGUCUGGUCCGCGCCCAAUUACUGCUACCGGUGCGGUAACGUGGCGGCCAUCUUGGAGCUGGACGAGCACCUGCAGAAGGAGUUCAUCAUCUUCGAGGCGGCGCCGCAGGAGACGCGCGGCAUCCCCGCCAAGAAACCCGUGGCCGACUACUUCCUGUGACGCGCCCGGGGCACCUGGGCACACCUGGGGGCACCUGGGUAUGGCUAGGGCACACCUGGGCACACCUGGGCACACCUGGGGGCACCUGGGUAUGGCUAGGGCACACCUGGGUAUGGCUAGGGCACACCUGGGCACACCUGGGGGCACCUGGGCGCACCUGGGUAUGGCUAGGGCACACCUGGGCACACCUGGGCACACCUGGGUAUGGCUAGGGUACACCUGGGCACACCUGGGCACACCUGGGUAUGGCUAGGGUACACCUGGGGGCACCUGGGGGCAUCUCAGAUACACCUGGGUACACCUGGGUAUGGCUAGAGUACAACUGAGAUACACCUGGGCGCACCUGGGGGCACCUGGGGGCAUCUCAGAUACACCUGGGUAUGGCUAGGCAACACCUGGGAUAGACCUGGGCACACCUGGGUAUGGCUAGGGCACACCUGGGUGUACCUGGGCACACCUGGGGGCAGGUGGGUAUUCCUAGGGCACACCUGGGCACACCUGGAGGCACACCUGGGGUACCUGGGUAUAGCUA
Molecule: messenger RNA, 979 nt
Organism: Zonotrichia leucophrys gambelii
Lineage: Eukaryota; Metazoa; Chordata; Aves; Passeriformes; Passerellidae
Product: serine/threonine-protein phosphatase 4 catalytic subunit B
Exons: 3
Biological process (GO): double-strand break repair via homologous recombination
Cellular component (GO): nucleus; cytoplasm
Molecular function (GO): protein serine/threonine phosphatase activity
Source: RefSeq, a predicted model, not a curated record